Messenger RNA from Oreochromis niloticus (Nile tilapia), 2847 nucleotides. Its product is annotated as citrate synthase-lysine N-methyltransferase CSKMT, mitochondrial-like. Lineage: Eukaryota; Metazoa; Chordata; Actinopteri; Cichliformes; Cichlidae. The record is from RefSeq and is a predicted model, not a curated record. The coding region runs from base 745 to 1404 and encodes 219 amino acids. The transcript has a single exon.
CUACAUCAUAUAUCAUCUGCUAAACAGCACGCACUCACCAAAACAUUUACAUUUUUUUACGAGUUUUUUUUUUUCAGGUAACACAUGUAAUAAAUAUGUGAUCCCGGCUUAUAGGACGUCUCGAUCUCUCAGAAAAGCGAUCAGAUGAUGAAAAGCCUCGUGGACAGGCUGUGUCGGUGUUGCAGUGAUACUACCCGGUGGCCGUAACGGGCGUGCAAGCUAGUGACGUAUUCACUGAAAAAAGCAGUUGUACCACGAGGUAGUCCUAUAGUACAGUCGGCUGCUAGUUUACACAUUAAAGCCCAUUAAAGGUCAUCGUAGCUGUGUAGAAAGAUGUGCUUUAAGUCUCUAAUCUUAGCCGCAGUGUGUCUUCUAAACAGUUGUGUUGCUAUUUGCAGACCUUCCCUCACUGUUGUAGUUAGGGUGGGCAACACUUAGUCAAACACCUGUCAGUACAACAUCAGAAACUGCAGCUUCCGAAAAGCUGAACCAAACAGUAAAGCAUGUUUAUCACAUGGAUUUGACUGAAAGAUUUUGUGCAUCUUUACAACAGUAUCAGCAAUGAAUAAAUGUAUCUUAUACACACUGCUGUUAGGGAACUUCCUCAAAAGAAACUAUUAGUGUCUAUUUAUAACCUAAGAAAAGAGCUCAGUCAUGAUCAUGCUAAAAUAACCGAUCUUUUGUGUAUUACUGAUAACUCCUGUGUCUCAUCUUUGUUUCACUGUAGCUGAACUGAUUGAAAACAUGGAUAAGAAAGCAACCUGGGACCGCUUCUACACCGAGACCAGCAGGGGGAAAGCCCCCUUCAAAAACUUUGAGUGGUUUUUUGGUUUCGAUUCUGUCCGAGACUUCAUCAUGCCCCUCUUGCAAACUAUGUCUCGCCCAGACGCUGCGCUCCACGUGGUGGAUAUGGGCUGUGGGACAUCAGCACUGGGACCCUCUAUCUACAGGCACUCUCCUGUCUCCGUUCAUGUCACUUGUGCUGACAUUUCCCCCAUAGCUGUGAAACUAAUGCAGGAACACAUUCAAGCCAAAGCCAUUCAACCUCACAGCUGUUCUUCUCAAAUUGAGUUCGUAGAGCUGGACUGCACACAGCUUGAUAAACACUUCAGUCCUAGUACUGUGGACCUUAUAAUUGACAAGGGGACCACUGAUGCCUUGUUAAGGUCCAGGGAGGGGAAGCAGAAUGCCAGCCUGGUCUUGAAGCAGUGUUUAAGGGUGUUGCGGAGUUCAGGGUCCUUGCUCCAGUUUUCUGAUGAGGACCCUGACUCCAGGCUUAUUUGGCUGGAGACGGCUGCACAGGAUCCGGGAGUGAUGACAGCAGAUGUUGGGGUGCAGGAGGUUGGGGAGCUAAGGGGGAUCCAUUACUACUGCUACCAGGUGACCCCUCACCCUGUUCUAUAGCUGUAACUUUUUACUCCAGUAAAUAAAUAAAAUAAUACAACACAACUGUCAUUAUUAUAAUUCUUUCUUCUCAUAAGACAUAAGUAGAAAUAUUCCAUGGUGUAGAAUAACUUUAACUCAUAUAGCACAUAUAUUGUAUUAUAGUCUGUAUAUGUAUAGAAUCAUCUCUGAACUGUAAAUCUGUGUCUCAUGUUUGAGUUGCAUAGAUUUGGAAGUCUCUCUCUUUCAUUACUUGUCACACACUGCCAUCUAGUGGCCAGCAGGCACCCAGCAUCCAGGAUUUCAAAUCCCAUCCAGCAGAACACAACACUGUAAUACAAUGUGCAAAUAUACUUUGCACACACAUGCCUCUUUUAGAGAAAUAUUUAAAGACAUGCAGCUCAGUAGAGUAGAAACAUUUCCAGGCCUGGAGACAGCAGUUUUAGGUACACGUUAGUAAUGUUUUGGGCGAUCAUAUUAUGGAAGUACUUCUAUAUAUAUAUGACUUAUAUAUAGAGAGAUAAGUAGGCAAAGCUGUUGUGGUGUUGUGGCAGUGUGUUUUCCAGGUCGCGACCACAACACUCAUUUCUUCUUUGUAAACAUAAGAGUAGCUCUAGGUACAAAGUACCAAAGUUAGAGUGUGCUACAAUAGGGAAGAAAGAAAAGGGAAGAAAAAACAUCAGCUAGACAAAUUAAUGGUAUGCAAUUAUAUUAUUAUUUUUGGCAGUGUUGGAUCUCCUGCGUUCAGAUAGUAUUUCUGAUUUAUUAAUUCAUGUUACUCAGAUUUAUUUAUGAAAAAUAUCAAAAUACCUGGCAGCUUUACAUAAUACAUCACAAAUGUCAUCCAGUCAUCUAUUUUCUUCCACUUUUCCAAUUCUACCUUUUUGGGAGGGUGGGGGGGUGGAAAAGGCAUCUCUCUAGCACAAAGACAGCCGCUCACACCUAUGGGCAAUUUAAAAGACAAACAAAAAACAAAGAGAAAAAACAAUCUAACCCCACUGACCUACAUGUCUCUGUGGGAAGAAGCCUGAGUACUCACACACAGAGAGAAACGCCACACAGAAAUGAUGAUGAGGGAUGCUUGUUGGGAAGUAACAGUGUGCCUAAAUUGCAAAUGCAUUAUGCAUUUCAACCUGUCAGGCAGUAGUCCCAUGCAUUUUCAAAUCCUCCACCAUCAUACCAGUCUCCAAAAGACCGGAGAUGUCCACCCUAAAUGACUUCAGGCCAGUGGCACUCACACCAAUUGCCAUGAAAUGCCUUGAAAAACUGGUUCUCACACACAUCAACCACAUGGCCCCAGACACUGCCGAUCGCCUCCAGUUUGCCUACCCCCCAGUCGAUCAGUGGAUGACGCGGUAGCAAUACCCUUACACCAUGCUCUGCAACAUCUGGAAAGUAGCAGAAUGUAUGCCAGGAUGCUUUUCCUGGUCUACGGUUCUGCUUUCAACACCAGCUGAUCAAGAA